AUGAAGUACGAUGAAUCCAUCAAGAAGCAAAUUGUUGAGCUGCCGAAGCGAAUGCGCCGUGAACGGCUUGGGAGUUCGAAUCAACAUAUGUGCAACCUGCACUAUGGUGUUAAUGCGGAUGUUGUGUGCGACGUGAUGGAACUGAUCAUAAGAGAGGUUGAAUAUCAUACGCGUUGGUUCAAGAUGUUCCCUCACUUGACCAAGCCACUUGAUCAACUUAUCUUGAGCAAGAUGGGUGCCAUUAGCGGCAUGUGGAUGAAGCGGCCUAACAUGCCUAUCAACCCUGAUCUCUGGCCCUACCAAGAGAACAAAUGCUAUGCCUGCAUGGUGGCUCGUGUGGCGAGUGAUCAGAAUGCAUUGCGCAACCUGCGUGUGUCUUUGCUCUCUCGAACUCCAACCCGCAAGCAUCACCAGCCGUGCAGACUUAUGAAAUUUGUGGAUAUGAGCAUUGACCAAUUCCCCAAGCAUAUUGAUGAGCUAUAUGGCACAUCUAGCCAGUUUGCAUACAUCUUGAAAGAUACUCGCAAGAAGUGCAUCAAGGCCUGGUACAACGAUCCUGCCAACAAAGGCAAGAGAAACAGACGACACAGGCACGGAUGUGGUCACACCAAGAGGCCGGGUAGCAAGUAUGAUCCAAGGAAGAACCGUGCACAAGCACCGCCAGAAAUUGUAUCGCGUCACCUUUCUCAGCAGUCCGAGUCAGGAGGACCGCCGUCAUGGAUUCUCCGGGCUGCAUCAGUUCAUGCAAAGCACAGCAUGCACCGAGAAAGCUUGAUCCGGGUAAAUGAUACCGGUUCUCCCCGUCGGAGGCAAGACUCUUUUGUUCCCAGGCAAGACUCACGCUCGCACCAUGGCACUAAAAGCACAGAGGUGGACCAUAAUAGUUCUCGAUCUCAAGGGCAUAGCAUCAAGGGACGUACGCAUAGCAAGAGGGAGCACCGCCGAAAUCGUGAGCCCUCCCCACCACCGAGCUCUGCCAUUGGACCUCCCGAUGAAGUAGAUAAGCUCAUUGAUAUGUAUCGAAACAUGGCAAUGAAUCCUUACGAAAGAAGGGCGGAGCCUAUGGAAACAAAACGAGAUGACCCUCAAGCUUUCAGUUCGGUUGAAGUGCCACUGACUCAUCGCUACACCGCAUCGGAGUAUACUCCCUCCUUGUAUUCUGUUGAAAGCGAGUGGAUUGACGAGGAGGCUGUGGACUGGAACGCGCAUGAAAGACAUAUGUCAAAGGCCCAGUCAGAGGCAAUGACGGUUUGGUCCAUGAUAUACGACGAGGCGAAUGGGAGAUGA
Messenger RNA from Penicillium nucicola, 1287 nucleotides. RefSeq lists its product as uncharacterized. The transcript has a single exon. The record is from RefSeq and is a predicted model, not a curated record. Bases 1 to 1287 code for a protein of 428 amino acids. NCBI's taxonomy places the organism in Eukaryota, Fungi, Ascomycota, Eurotiomycetes, Eurotiales, Aspergillaceae.